UAUCCAACAGACAGUAAGUAAUCUCGCUAUUGUUCUUCUGUAAACACGACACGAAAAUCGUCAUAGAUCAUCGAUACUUAUGCAAUAAGACUUGAACAAUAAGCGAGUUGGUCACAUUCGAAAAUAAUCGAGAAAAGUAAGACUAUCGUAUUAAAUGUUUCGAUUGAUCGAUUCGCUUACCUCUCAAGUUUUACUACUUACAUCUUUCCGUCUGCAAAUAUUUACACGGAAUUGAAUCGUAACGAAGCAUCCCCGUAAUUAUGUAUCAACGUAUCAAGUAAUUGCCAACAUACGUCUGGCAAACUACGAUUCAAAAGUAGCCAAAGGAUCGCGACAUUGGCGAUUCGAAAAUGGAAUCCAAUCCUAAAGAAUCCAGUCGAAAAGACUGUUCAAACUUGCGAGGAAGAGAGAGAAAGGUCGAUCUCAUCAGCACAUAUUCCGGUGUAACUUGCAAAGCUGAUAAUUGUUAUCACGCUACAAACUCGAAAUCUAGCCUCGAGAUUCGUUACGUUAACUCUGCUAUUUACACGAAACCCGUCAGCGAAGAAGAGCGAGACGCGUUGAAGAGCGAGAUUCGAUCCGAAUUGAAUGAUCGUCAGCGAGAACAUCGUUAUAAAAUGCUUAUCGGUCGUGGCGGUUCCAAAUCUUCGGUCAUCGAUUUAGCUGAUGUCGCGCUUCAUACCGCAACGGAGGAUGGAACAAGCGAACAAGCAAUCACCGGACAAAAUACCUAUAGGUGCUACUCGACGACGCUCCCUGACGCUACGUUGUGCCUCGAACGUUCGACAACUCGCUCCGUAGUCUCGUCCGAGACUAUCGCACGAGUAGAACGACGAUGCAAGAUCGAUAGCACCGUGGAGAAUGUUUGUCAGAACGAAGCGGUGCGGCGCGAGAGGUACGAUGCGCUUUUCCUCAAUAGUUUGCUCCUCCUAUUGCGCAAUUCUUAUCAAAUUAAACUAGCUACCAUGGCUUACGACAAGUUGGCGCUUUUCGAUAAGAAACACUUUGCAAAAAGACAGACGAAUGAGGAAAGAUUAUUUAAUUUUCUAAUCUUGAUAAGACACAAAAUCGUGUACACCCUAACGUUCUAUAUUCUACUUGAUCGCAGAUAUAUUGAUAUGGACAAUCGGCAGGUCAUGCGAAUUUCCAUAACAUCACUCUCCGAUCCAGACGUCAGCAAUUGUCGGCAACUGUCGAGCGGAGGAACUGACUUUGCUAGGCGAAUUGCUUAUUCGGAAUGGAUACGCAGGAAGCAUAAAGCUGCACAACGUAAACGAGAGGAUGAGGAACGUGCGAUGAAGAAGCGUCAGGAGGAGGAGGAGAAGACGACACAGAAGAAGGAGGAGAGAGCUCGGCUGGAAAAGCAGAACUUUCUCAAGUGGAUAGAGGGGAAACGGCGGCAAGAGCUCGACAGAAAAGCGAUGCUCCAAAACGAAUUGGAAUUGCAGACGCGACUGAAGGAGAUUGAGGAUAAAGCCGCCAUAGCGAAGACUCUGUACCUUCGUCAGUGGAUUCACAAGAAGAAGGAAGAACAGAAAGUUCGGCACAAAGAACAGGAGUCGAGGCAAAGAAAGAUAAACGAAGAACGCGAGGAAAGACUGGAGCAAUGUUCGAAAGCUUACGAAAGAUGGAGACAAGAUUCUAAAAAUAGACCUAAGCCCGCCACGCAAGGAUUACUUCCACAUCAGAAAGCAAAGCCGGCGUAUGUAAAUCCGAUUCCAUGGCAACCAAUCGUAGAAAUUGAUUCCGAUGAAGCUGAGGAAGAUGCGCUCAAUGAUAAAAAUAGAGAUGCUAGUCAGCUGAGGAUGAACAGCGGAAGAACAGUAGUGGCUCACCAAUGAUUGCAAUCGAGAGAGAAAUCACUUAUACUACACUUUAUCUCAAAUAUACGAUUCCAUUGACAAUAAUAUUUAGUAUGAAAAAUCAAAGGGUUUAUUUGAGAAUUAAGUUUCGAGGAAUCUCAUUUAAAGCGUUCUAAGUGUUCAGUUCCCAAAAUGCUUAUAAUUUUACGAAAAAUGAUUAUUUUCUCCGUAAAAGGUUAGAGAGAUAGUUUGUUUUUAAAUUCGGAGGUCAUACGUUUAAGACUUGUUUAAUGAUGGCGGGAACGCCAUAUAUGCAAGAAGAUGUGAGAUUGGUACAUUAGCAACAUAUAAAGACAGUGUAAUAAUAACAUCAUAUUCUUUUUACAUCUGCCAGCUUGAUUAAAGAGUGAUUUUAAUGAUGUAGGUUUGUUCACACGUUUAAUGACAAACUGUGCUACAUGAUACAAAGUAUUUGAUUAUAACAAGACAAAGCAGGUUUUGUAACUUUGUAAUCUGUCUCUCUCUCUCUCACACACACACACACACACACACACACACACCUCCCUUUCACUCUCAACCUAUUAUUAAACUAUUACACUUUUAACUCUUCUAACGCGAGAAGAAUACAUUUAUUAUUUCGUAAACUAAUAAUUGUGUAGUAUGAGAAAUAUCGUAAGAGUUUCUUAUCAUCUACUUGCCAUAUGUAAGACACAUUAUUUUUCUUGGACAAACAUACAACUCUUCCUUCAAACAAUGUUUUAGAGUUCAUGCACGUUUGUUCGCACACUCGUCAUCGUUAUAUACAAUAUGCACAAUAUUGUUACAUCCUUACCAAGCGCAUUCUACAGUAAAUUUACAAUUGAGUUGGUAAAUUUUCGACAAUUGGAAACGGAUCGCGAGCAGAUCGGAUGUAUAAUCGUAUUUUACGUAUAUGCGUGUACGAAAGUAUACGCAACUGUCACAUGUAGGUAUGCAGUGGAUAUUGCUUUUUAUACAUUGUAUUCCGGUAUACACUUGCGUGCUUUCUUUUCUUCACGUAAUCUUCGCUGACUUUUCUUUAAAAGAGGAAAAGGCAAUGAUCCGUGAGGGUAAUGCGAAUAUAUAUUAAUAUUAACCGUCUGUGAGAUUCGCUGUUUUCCGAUAACGCGAUGUGAUUCGUUGGUCAUUUCUGAGCAGUAUCACUUUUUUAUGUAUAAAAAAUGUAUGAGUCAAAAAAAUGGGGAAAAAUUUUGUUUCUCAUUAUUUAAAGUUUUUAGUUUCUAUUCAAAAUGUAUUGUAGCCUGUUUGUAGUUUUUAUUUUCGCAAAACACAGAAGAAAGCAUUUAAUUAUUGACUGUUCUUAAGACGAAUCUUACAGAGAGUUGACGGUAAACGAUAGUAUACUUUUCUUUAUUCAUUGCUGGCGCAACUAUUUCAAGUCGAUCGAUCAAUGUCAUAUCGAGUAUACAAUCACGUGAAUCACGUAUGAAUCGAAUAUUAUAUACAUUGAUCUAUGUGUCAUACAAAGCAAGAGGAGCACGAAUGUUAUGUUUAUGAUUUCUAUAGAAAAUUUCGUUAAAAUCUUACAUCUGACUCUGAUUUCGGUUAUUUUACAACUUUGAAAAACUAGGUGAAAAGAAAUUAACUGAAAUUUAUUUUGUGAAUUAUAGAGAUCAAUUCUUGUCAAUACUAUUCACUCACGUAUCUCUUACAUGAAAUUUCUUCAUAGUUACACGAAAAUAAUUUCUCGUUACCCUCUAAUUAAUGAAUCUUCCAGUGUCUGCGCUACCUACACAAUGACGAAAUAUUGCGAUGAAAAUUCUAUAAAGACAUUUUUACCAAAACGGAUAAAGACCAUAUAAAAAAGAAAAUAUCAAUUCAAUUCGACGUAUAAGAUCAAUGAUAUAAAAAUAUUAUAUAUUGUACACGUGUUUUUGAUAUUAUACAUACAGUAUAGUUUUGAUAUAUACAAGAUGUCCCAGACUCUCCUUCGUAAUUUUUGUACGGAUGUACGGGAUGUACGGAUUGAGAUAAAUGUAAAAGUUCCAUAUCGUUUUGCGAUAUUCGUAAUAAAUCUCGAAAUAUUAAUUAAAGAAGAUUAGUGAAUGAUCGAUAUGGUAGAUAAGCUGUGGCGCCAUCUGCCACUGUAUAUUUAUAUAUUAGGUCA
Odontomachus brunneus is the source of this 3948-nucleotide messenger RNA. RefSeq names its product nucleolar protein 58. Lineage: Eukaryota; Metazoa; Arthropoda; Insecta; Hymenoptera; Formicidae. The record is from RefSeq and is a predicted model, not a curated record. The transcript is spliced from 3 exons. Bases 351 to 1841 code for a protein of 496 amino acids.